Phyllostomus hastatus (greater spear-nosed bat) is the source of this 949-nucleotide messenger RNA. RefSeq names its product olfactory receptor 502. The transcript has a single exon. Gene Ontology annotation, biological process: sensory perception of smell; G protein-coupled receptor signaling pathway. The record is from RefSeq and is a predicted model, not a curated record. Gene Ontology annotation, molecular function: odorant binding; olfactory receptor activity; G protein-coupled receptor activity. Lineage: Eukaryota; Metazoa; Chordata; Mammalia; Chiroptera; Phyllostomidae. The coding region runs from base 2 to 949 and encodes 315 amino acids. Gene Ontology annotation, cellular component: membrane.
CAUGGAUUCCCUGGGGCCUGGGAACCACACUGCAGUGACAGACUUCAUUUUACUAGGCUUAACUGAUGACCCAGUCCUUCGAGUCAUCCUCUUUGUCAUCAUCUUGUGUAUCUACCUGAUGACUGUAUCUGGAAAUCUCAGCACAAUCAUUCUUAUCAGAACCUCUUCUCAGCUCCAUCAUCCUAUGUACUUUUUUCUGAGCCACUUGGCUUUUGCUGACAUGUGCUUUUCAACUUCUGUCACACCCAAUAUGCUUGAAGACUUCCUGGUGCAGGGAAAUCCAAUCUCCUAUCAUGGAUGUGGCAUGCAGCUUGGUUCAACUGCUGUCUUUGGGACAGUUGAGUGCUUCCUUCUGGCUACAAUGGCAUAUGAUCGCUUUGUGGCAAUCUGCAACCCACUGCUUUAUCCAACCAAAAUGUCCACACAAGUCUGUGUUCAGUUCCUCAUAGUGGCUUACGUGGGUGGUUUUCUCAAUGCUUCCUCCUUUAUUAUCUGCUUCUAUGUUUUACUGUUCUGUGGACCAAAUCACGUCAAUCAUUUUUUCUGUGAUUUUGCUCCUCUAGUAGAAGUCUCCUGUUCUGAGAUCAAUAUUCUUAUAGUUGUCCCCUCAUUUACAUCUGGCUCCAUCAUUUUGGUCACAGUGUUUGUCAUAUUUGUCUCCUACAUCUACAUCCUCAUCACCAUCCUGAAGAUGAACUCCAACGAGGGGCGCCACAAGGCCUUCUCCACCUGCACUGCCCACCUCACAGUGGUCACCCUGUUCUAUGGGACCAUCACAUUCAUAUAUGUGAUGCCCAAGUCCACCUUCUCAACUGACCAGAACAAGGUGGUGUCUGUAUUCUACACAGUGGUGAUUCCCAUGCUGAACCCCAUCAUCUACAGCCUCCAGAACAAAGAAAUUAAGGGGGCUCUCAAAAGAGUGCUUCGCAAAAAACCAUUUUCUUACUGA